CUAGAAACCAUUUCUUCAACUUCCAUGACUUCGACGGACGGCAAUGAUUUUACUCAUCGUCUCGCCAUUAAACUCUCCAGAGCAUUGAACACGAUCAAUCCCAAUGAUCUGCUAGCUCGACGAGUAACGGACAUCGCUAAAACGAGCCCUUUAGAUGGUUUUAUAGCUGCCGCGAAAUCAUUUGGCAAAUUUCAAGACUCUUUCCUGGCCGAGAUACAUUCCGAUAUAUUGUCGCAUGCGAAACAGGAAGAAACAGGUUUGGCACCUGAACCUGUCCCUGGAAUAAUUGUGCAUGAUAGUGAUGUGCUACAGCCGGAGACCGUGAGGCAGGGAGGGCUUGUUAGAAGUGAUAUGCAACACACAUUCACGAAACCCAACAAACCGCUUGAACCCCCAACACCUAGAACCUCUGUUCUUGGUCUCGAUAGACUUGCUAAAGAGAAGAGGGCUGCCACUGCGGAUGAAGGGAGUAGGAAGAAGGCCAAAUACGAUGACGAUGGAAACGAACCGGUAUUCAAAGUACCCAGCUUGCCAGUUCGUAGUAAUCAUCUACGUCGAAGAGGCGAGGACACUCCAUCACACCCAGGGGGUCUUGCCGAGCCAGCUCGCAAACGAUUGGAAGAAUACAGAAGGAACAGGGACAAACAGCGAGAUGGAAUUACCAUUGCCCGCGGAGAGAAAGAGGAUGCGCCUAAGGGUCUAGGAGACUUUCAACGGCGCUCCAACCGGGAUAAAGAACGAAGCAGGGGCAGACGUGACUUUGAACACACACGAAACAAUCGCGGAAACAGUUGGGAUUCGACUCCCCGGUCCGUGAGAGGCGGUCCGGCAGAUGCUCCAAGUGUAAGGGUCCCAAACGUUGGGUGGGACUCCACUCCUAGAAGUUCGCGCGGAGGCGACGCCUCCGGCUGGGGUGGUGCAAGGAAUCGUGGAUGGGAUACUCCUACUCCCAGAGUUGCCAGAGGCGAAAGCCCCGAAGAAGAUAGAGCUUGGACUGUAGACGCUAGAGAAUGGGAAGAGGAACAAGUUCGACUUGACAGAGAUUGGUACACCGGAACGGAAUCUGGAAUGGCUGGCGACGACGAUUACAAUCCCCUGGCACAGUACGAGGAUCUCAGUAUUAUCAAAGAAGCUGAGAUAGCAAAGAAGCAAACAAAAAAGAUUUCUGCUCGUCAAGCGCAAUACAAUGCGGACAAUGAUCUUUGGGAAGCCAACCGAAUGCUGACUUCCGGUGUUGCAACGCGUAAAACAGUUGAUCUGGACUUUGAGGACGAGUCGGAAUCUACAGUACACGUCAUGGUCCACGAUCUUAAACCACCUUUCCUAGAUGGACGUACGGUUUAUACCAAACAGCUAGAUCCCAUCAAUCCCAUUAGGGAUCCAACUAGUGACAUGGCAAUAUUCUCCAAAAAGGGCAGUGCCCUUGUUAAAGAGAAGAGAGAGCAAGCAGAACGUGCUAAAGCCGCCGCCAAACUUGCCGCGCUGGGUGGAACUUCCUUGGGUAACAUCAUGGGUGUUAAGGAUGAAGAAGCUGAGGCCGAAGCCGAAGCGGAAAGGCAAGAAAAGGAAGCCAAGGAGAAGGGAGAAGACAAUUACAAGGGCGACUCCAAAUUUGCUUCGCACCUCAAGUCCUCUACUGGUGUCAGCGCCUUUGCUAGAUCCCGGACAUUAAAGGAACAAAGAGAGUAUCUUCCUGCAUUCGCAUGCAGGGAAGACUUGAUGAAAAUUAUCAGAGAAAAUCAAGUCAUCAUUGUCGUUGGAGAGACCGGGUCAGGGAAAACGACACAGUUAGCCCAAUUCCUGUAUGAGGACGGAUACUGUCAGCAUGGCAUCGUAGGAUGUACUCAACCUCGGCGUGUGGCUGCUAUGUCGGUAGCUAAACGUGUUAGCGAAGAAAUGGAGUGUAAGCUGGGAUCAACUGUAGGCUACGCGAUCCGGUUUGAAGACUGUACAUCGGCAGAAACCAAGAUCAAAUAUAUGACUGACGGUGUACUGCUUCGAGAAUCAUUGAACGAGGGAGAUUUGGAUCGAUACAGCGUCAUUAUCUUGGAUGAAGCACACGAACGGUCAUUGAGUACUGACGUUCUAAUGGGCCUAUUGCGCAAAAUUCUUUCGCGUAGAAGAGAUCUGAAACUGAUCGUGACGUCUGCCACCAUGAACUCUGAGAAGUUCUCGAACUUCUAUGGGACUGCUCCAUGCUUCACAAUUCCCGGUCGCACCUUUCCUGUCGAGAUAUUCCACUCCAAAUCCCCUUGUGAAGAUUAUGUCGACAGCGCAGUCAAACAGGUCCUGCAAAUACAUCUGUCUCUACCUCCUGGUGAUAUUCUAGUGUUCAUGACUGGACAAGAAGAUAUCGAAAUAACUUGUCAGGUCACACAAGAGCGCCUCGAUCAACUCGACGAACCAGCACCACUAGCUGUGCUUCCUAUUUACUCACAGAUGCCUGCGGACUUGCAGGCAAAAAUUUUCGAGGCUACAAGUGAUGGACGAAGAAAGGUCAUCGUAGCAACAAAUAUUGCUGAGACGUCUUUAACAGUGGAUGGUAUUCUCUACGUCGUUGACGCCGGGUACUCAAAAUUGAAGGUUUAUAACCCGAAAGUGGGUAUGGAUGCGCUGCAGAUUACUCCUAUCAGUCAGGCAAACGCGGGUCAGAGGACUGGUCGUGCUGGUCGGACAGGCAGCGGGUUCUGUUACCGCCUAUACACCGAGAUGGCAUAUCGAAACGAAAUGUUCGAAAACACCAUUCCUGAAAUUCAAAGAACGAAUCUUGCGAACACCGUCCUACUUCUCAAGUCACUCGGAGUGAAAAACCUAUUAGAGUUCGAUUUCAUGGAUCCCCCGCCUCAGGCAAACAUUCUCAACUCUAUGUACCAAUUAUGGGUCCUUGGUGCAUUAGACAAUGUCGGCGAUCUCACUUCCAUUGGUCGGAAGAUGUCGGAGUUCCCUAUGGACCCUUCAAUGGGGAAGAUGCUCAUCGCCUCUGUGGAAUAUAAUUGUUCAUCUGAGAUGUUGACCAUUGUCUCCAUGCUAUCGGUUCCGAGUGUGUUCUAUCGGCCCAAAGAACGGAUGGAAGAGGCUGACGCUGCCCGGGAGAAGUUCAAUGUGCCAGAGAGUGACCAUCUCACACUAUUGAAUGUUUUCAACCAAUGGAAAAGUCAUGGCUUCCGUGACGAAUGGGGGAUGCGCCACUUUUUGCAUCCAAAGCUCCUUCGAAAAGCCCGAGAGGUCCGUGCUCAGCUCGAGGAUAUUAUGAAGUUUCAGAAGAUGGAAAUCGUUUCUGCUGGAACUGAUUUCGAUGUGAUCAGGAAAGCGAUCGCCGCCGGCUACUUUCACCAAGCUGCCCGAGUCAAAGGAAUCGGCGAAUUUGUCAAUAUUCGUUCAGGACUACCGACACAUUUGCAUCCAACCAGUGCUUUGUAUGGCCUUGGAUAUACCCCCAGUUAUGUUGUUUACCACGAACUUAUUUUAACAUCGAAAGAGUAUAUGACCCAAGUGACUGCGGUCGAUCCGUAUUGGCUUGCUGAGCUUGGAUCGGUGUUCUACUCUGUCAAAGAGAAGAAUUUUGAUCAGCUUGGUAACAGGCGAACUGCAGAUCGCGAAUUUUCCAGAAAAGCUGAGCUUGAGACCGAGAUGGCCAGGCAACGGGAAGAAUCUGCAAAAAAGGCCUCGGAAGAAGCACUAGCAGCGAAAACUGUCAGUAGCAGUAGUUCGAAGAUAAUUGUUCCUGGGACACCUCGACAAUCCGGUAUUGGGGCGGGUUUCAGAGUCAGUCAGACACCUAGGAAAAGCACGGGUUUAUGAUGUCGUAUCGUACAAUUGCAACAUUCGACGAUGUGAAGACCGGAUGAAGCUAUUUCAUACCAACGUUCUUACUGUGUUAAUUAGAUGUAUGUAUAAUCAUGGUAAAGGAACCAUCGGUAACCAUUUCUGGCGCCUAAUUCCCUGACUCGGGGUGUGAAAACCUUACAAUGCAGCUUUUCACACCGACACUGGGAACAGAACUCAUAUUAUUGUCAAUGACACGGGUAGAACAGAUAUAGCACCCUUCCAUGUUCCCCUAGUUCAAUUAGCGAGCUAAGCUAGGACCCAGGCUGUUCAGAAUGUUUACAAGUUGACAAGAUGAUAUUCAUCUGUGUCCUAAAGGGACUGGUGCCAAUGAGGCCCUAUACCGUGCUGGUUA
Molecule: messenger RNA, 4180 nt
Organism: Lentinula edodes (shiitake mushroom)
Lineage: Eukaryota; Fungi; Basidiomycota; Agaricomycetes; Agaricales; Omphalotaceae
Product: pre-mRNA splicing factor
Exons: 22
Coding region: 25-3801 (1258 amino acids)
Biological process (GO): mRNA splicing, via spliceosome
Cellular component (GO): intracellular anatomical structure; spliceosomal complex
Molecular function (GO): ATP binding; RNA binding
Source: RefSeq, a predicted model, not a curated record